Molecule: messenger RNA, 4005 nt
Organism: Fusarium oxysporum Fo47
Lineage: Eukaryota; Fungi; Ascomycota; Sordariomycetes; Hypocreales; Nectriaceae
Product: major facilitator superfamily domain-containing protein
Exons: 9
Coding region: 1-4005 (1334 amino acids)
Biological process (GO): transmembrane transport
Cellular component (GO): membrane
Molecular function (GO): transmembrane transporter activity; oxidoreductase activity
Source: RefSeq, a predicted model, not a curated record
AUGUCUACAGAAAACACAAACCAAUCGAUCCUCAUCCUCGGAGGCGGCUGUUUCGGGUUGGCCACAGCAUUUGAACUGGCUCAAAAGGGCUACAAGAACAUCACAAUUCUCGAGAAAGAUGUCGACGUGCCGAGUCGCUUCUCCGCGGCUUAUGAUCUGAACAAGGUCAUCCGUGCCGAGUACGCCGAUGACUUUUACACCCAACUAGCUCUUGACGCGAUUCGAAAAUGGCAGUCUGAUCCGCUGUACGCUCCUCAUUACCAUCAAACCGGCUUUCUCAACGUCACUUCCGGCAAGGCCGCACAGAAUACCAAAGGAGCAGUGGAGAGCUACUUCCAAUCACUCCAGAAGAAUCCAGCAUUCAAUGGCCAAACCACCCGUGUGAAUAGCAGCAAGGAGAUCAAGAAGCUCGUCCCCAAGUUCAGCGGCCCGCUUACUGGCUUUACUGGAUAUCACAACAAACUCGCUGGUUACGGCCACUCCGCUAACGCCUUGAGAGCUGUGUAUGAGCAGUGCGUCAAGCUUGGUGUGAAGUUUCAUCUCGGAACCAAGGAUGGUGAAGUUGAGUCGCUAUUGUAUGCUUCAAGUCGAGAGGGGACGAAGUGCAUCGGUGCCAGAACGCGCGGGGGUACAAUCCACUCAGCGGACAAGACUAUCGUGGCUCUGGGUGCUGAUGCCGCCAACAUUCUUCCCCGUAUUGGAAAGCAAAUGACAGGUCGUGCAUGGGGUGUCGCGCACAUCCAGCUCACAGACCAAGAAGCCGCCGAACUCAAGGGCAUCCCCGUCACCAACGUCCGCGACCUUGCCUUCUUCUUCGAACCCGAUCUCAAAACCAAGAAGCUCAAAUUCUGCCACAUGGGCGGUGCUUUCACAAACUACUCCUUCUCCAAAGACGGUCUCUCUAUUCCCUUCCCCGAACUAGCAGAUUCACAAUUCAUGCCUCUCGAGGACGAAACGCACAUCCGCCUUCUUCUCAAAGAAGUCUUUCCCCAACUCGCAGACCGUCCUUUGAUUGACCAGCAUCUGUGCUGGUUCGCUGACACAGAUGAUUCGGAUUUCAUCAUUGACUACGUUCCCGGUACUAAUGCGACUUUGGCGGUGUUAAGUGGCGAUAGUGGCCAUGGGUUCAAGAUGUUGCCGAUUUUCGGAAAGUUUGUGCAUAAGUUGCUUGUGGAGGAGAAGCAGAGUCAGUCGAAGUGGCAGUGGAAGGAUAGUAAGCCCAAGGCGGCGGCCGUUUGGAGGAGUAGUGAGAGUCAGGAGCUUGCUGCCGUUCCGCGAGCGAAGUUUUUGCAUAUCGCAUGUCGAAUGCUGGCCAAUGAGGUUUGUCGCACCCCAAUUGACCCCAGCAUCAAGGAUGUCGCCGAACCCAUCAAAGACACUCUCAAAAUCCCCGACCCAGCCAAACAGCGUCUGGAGAAAUCGGGUAUAGACCUCUCCAAAGGCUAUCCCUAUCGUCCUUCUCGCCCCUUGUAUCUUGAUGAUGUCUACAAGAUUCGAGACAAGCCUCGCGAUCACAUCGAUGCAGGCGCUCGAGCUGACAAGUCUAAGAAGAGCCUUUUGUCCGCUGCGACUAAAGUCACUGAUCUGACUGCAUACAUCGGAACUGAGAUUGAGGGUCUUCAGUUGAAGGAUCUCACUAAUCAGCAGCGAGAUGAACUGGCUUUGCUUAUUGCGGAGCGAAGUGUUGUGUUUUUCAGAGAUCAGGACCUUUCGCCGCAGCAGCAGAAGGAGCUUGGAGAAUGGUACGGUGAAGUUGAAGUUCAUGUUCUGACGCAGCCACAGCCCCAAGUCCCUCACGUCCCUGGCGUUCCAGGUGUAAGCGUCCUCUGGCCCGAUCUCAUGGCCACAGAGCGCCCAGCCAGUUUCCGUCAACCUGGUGGUGCAUCUCGCUGGCACACAGAUCUAGUGCACGAGAAGCAGCCAGCAGGCAUCACGCAUCUUCACAACGAUACUAUCCCAUCUGUCGGCGGAGAUACUCUGUGGGCUUCAGGCUACGCUGCAUACGAGAAGCUGUCCCCAGAGUUCCGUAAGAUCAUUGAUGGCCGGGAAGCUGUUUACCGCUCUGCUCAUCCCUACCUGGACCGUGAUCACCCCGAACAAGGUCCAAAGUAUAUUGAGCGUGUUCAUCCCAUCGUUCGCGUUCAUCCUGCUACAGGCUGGAAAGCUCUUUGGGUGAACCGCGCAAUGACGGAUCGAAUUGUCGGUCUUGAUAGAGCGGAGAGCGAUGUCAUUCUCAAUUACCUGUAUGAUGUCUAUGAGCAAAAUGUCGAUAUCCAAGUGCGCUUCAAGUGGACACCAAGAACUUCAGCGCUUUGGGACAAUCGCUGGGAUUAUAGCGGACGCGAGCCGCGACACGGUACGCGUGUGACUUCUUUGGCGGAGAAGCCGUACUUUGAUGCAUCGGCGCCAACUCGUCGUGAGGCCUUGGGACUGUUGGGAGAUACUCCGCGCUACCUCCGUAAGCACUACCUUUCCAGGAGGAAUCGGACUCCGGCUGUGAAUUUUGCGUGUGAUGCGGGGUAUAAAUACCUUCAAGUUAGCAACAUGACUACCGACAUGAAAGAACCCGUUCUCGAUACUGAGCUUGGUGUACUCAACAGUACCCGAGCAGAUCCAUACCUCGUCGCCUUCAAUGAACUCGACAGCGAUAACCCCAAGAACUGGCCAGAAAAACGAAAAUGGGCUGUAACAAACGUCAUCUCCAUAACAGGCUUCAACCGCAUUCUCGUUUCAACAGUAAUGGCACCCGCGCUCUCCGUCAUCGCCAAAGACCUCGACAUGACAGCUACCCAAUCCGUCAUGGCCCUGAGUAUCUACCUUUUAGCAACUGCCUUUGGUCCUCUUGUCAUUGGACCCUUGUCUGAGGUUUAUGGGCGGAGGACCAUUCUUCAUGUUUCUAAUAUUUGGUUCCUUGUCUGGAAUCUCGCAUGCGGAUUUGCAAAUAGUAAGGAGAUGCUUAUCGGUACUCGCUUCCUCGCUGGCUUUGGCGCAAGUGCUGUUUAUGCACUUGGAGGUGGGGUUUUAGGUGAUAUCUGGCGUCCUGACCAACGUGGCAAGUCUCUUGGAUGGUACUCUGUCAUUCCUCUCAUCGGCGCCGCAACCGGCCCAAUUAUUGGCGGUUUCAUGACUGAUAGAAUUUCAUGGCGAUGGAUGUUCUGGUCGACGUCAAUGUUCCAAGUCGCCAUGGCUGCUAUCUCUUUCACCACGUUCCGCGAGACAUAUGCCCCUGCAAUUCUCAAAAAGCGGGCUAAGAAAUUGCGUAAAGAGACGGGUCAGCCAUAUUACACCUACGCAGAACGCACACAAGAGGGACAUACUUUGAGAAAGGCCCUAACUCAAGCUAUGACCCGUCCCCUUCGUCUUCUAGCAUUCCACCCCAUCAUCCAAGUGGCGGCUGUUAUCUCCGCUAUCGGCUAUGGUCUUUUGUAUAUCGUGCUCUCAAGCUUCGCAGAGGUUUGGGCACAGCAUUACGGACAAUCUGUUGAGAUAAGUGGUUUGCACUACAUCUCUUGUGCCUUGGGUGAACUAGCAGGAUCACAACUCGGUGCUCCGUUGAUGGACUACUGGUUUCGCAGAACCGAGCGUCGCAAUGGCCAGCAUUUACCAGAAAACAGAGUACCACUGAUGGCAAUGGGCGCAUUCAUCGCGCCAAUUGGCUUCAUCGUCUAUGGCUGGUGCGCUGAGUUCAGAGCUCACUGGGCAUGGGUCGAUGUAGCCAUGUUCAUCACCAUGUUCGGCAUGCAGAUCUCUGGUAUGCCGUUACAAGCGUACUUGAUCGAUGCUUAUCCGGAUCAUACUUCAAGUGCUAUCGCGGCGCAGCAGUUUCCUCGCAGUUUAGCUGCUUUCUUGUUCCCGCUGUUUACGCCAAAGAUGUAUGCUGCGCUUGGGUAUGGAUGGGGAAACAGUGCGAUGGCGUUUGCGGAGUUGGCGCUUGAGUUGGCUGCACCGUUAUUGUUGUGGAAGGUUGGCGCUAGCCUGAGAGCAAGGGCGACGUCGAGCCUGUAG